Messenger RNA from Gorilla gorilla gorilla (western lowland gorilla), 942 nucleotides. RefSeq lists its product as uncharacterized. The transcript has a single exon. Lineage: Eukaryota; Metazoa; Chordata; Mammalia; Primates; Hominidae. The coding region runs from base 1 to 942 and encodes 313 amino acids. The record is from RefSeq and is a predicted model, not a curated record.
AUGGAGCGCCCUCUCAUCGGGCACCUGCCCGGCCUCUUUCCUGAGCCCCGGCUCUGUCCAUGCAGCUGUGGGUGCUUUCUGCACUGGGGGUCCCACCGGGAGGAGCCAACAGUACCCCUGGUAGAGCUGGGAAAUAACUCCUUCCUCACGUUACUGCCAGAAAAUGACCAUAGCAGCUUCACAAACCCCGCAGGAACCUGUCUUCCUAAAGAAAUGGAGCCCAUGAGGUGGCUGAGCCUCAGGUGUGGUCCUUAUGCACAGCACAGCCCAAGCCUGUGGGCACAACUCGCCCUGGGCUGCCUGGCACCUGGACUCUUUCCCAUCCUCGGCCCAGGCCUGUGUGGCCCUGUAGGGCCAAAACCGACACUGUCUUCCUCCUGGGUCCGCUCCCCAGGCCUCCUGCACCCCAGACUGCUUCAUGGCCUCUGCAGGGAGCUUCACAGAGGUGAGACUGGUGCCAUCUGUCUGCUUCAGACCACCCCAGGCUCUGCGUGUCCUCACAGUCCCCUCUGCUCUCCUCUGCGGGGUGGGGAAGCCCUUCGCAUCAGGUCUGCACUAGCCUGGCCACCUUGUUUCUGCUGCCCCCUCCUCUUCAGGCCCCCAGACCAGACUUUAGUUUACUUGCUGCUGCCGGGCAGAACUGGAGGCCUUGUCUUCCACAACCUCCACAACCUCCAGGCAUCAUCUCAGCUGACAGUGACGCCAUCCUGGGGAAGCCCCCCCGAUCCCGGGCUCUCCUGGAAGCCUGUGAUGCUCCUUCACCACAGCCCCUGUCCCUUCGUAGGUCCCAUAAGCCAGUGGUGCAGGGAUCCGGCCUUUCUCUCCUGUGUCUGCCUCCUGCAGAACCAUGAGCAGCUUCAGGGCCCAGGCAGUGCCUUUCCAUCCGUGAAUCUCCUGAUCCAUCAGAAUACUCGAGAGAGAGUGACGCCCAAGAAAUACUGA